CCUCUACUUACGGAACUUACGAGAAACUACUUCCACCCGGCCGUUUAGUCUGGUUCCUCCCUGCGAGAGAAGAGCAGCACGCUGUCCCGCUACAAAACACCGCCAUAAACAGAGCAGCCCGUCGGGAAUUCAUCUGAUCAGAAUGCAUAUUAAAACAGGUACCUGGGAGGCAAGUAAUGCAGUGUGUGAGUCGGACCCCCUGUGUGACCCUGCUGUCCUCGUCGCUGCACCUAAGCCAGAACCACACAUUCGGAACCGACGCCUCUCCCCUGGCUCUGGCAGCUGUGGUGGUGGUGGAGGAGGAGGAGGCUGCUCAGCAGGAGUGGAUAGCAAGUCCAUCCGUCAGACUUCCUCAAACAGUUUUAAUGAAUCGCACAGGACUGGCCAUACACACGUCUUCUUCUCUAGCUUGCACAGAGAGCAGCGGGUGCAUGCCAGGGGUAACAGAGGCUCUCGGCAAGACGGAGGCGGGAUGGGGCCUCGUGGCGGUGAAAAAAACCUCAGGUCCUCUCAGACCCACACACACAAAGAACGGUGGGUUGGAGACACUUUGUCAUCCCUUAAACCUCCACCUGCCUUCCCAGUGAAGGACAGCCCUGCAAAGCUGCAGCCUGCAGUCAGCUACGCCUCCAAAGUGAAGGCGGGUGGAACUUCAGGAGGAGUAGCGGAGGAACCUCCAGGUAUCAAGGUGCUUCUGCAGAACCAGUGGGGGCUCAGUUUUAUUAGCGAUGGCCCAGCAGUAGAAAACGCAGCUUCAGUCCCACCUCAAGAUAUGUCAGCAAGGAGUCCAGCUGCAACUCCGCACCCAGUAGCUGGAGAGGAAACUGCUGAAAAUUCUGUUAUUUCGACCUCCACAUCUUCACAAAGCCAGUGCUCAAAGGAACCCAAGAAUUCUGAAGAGCUGCUCCUUAGCUGUCACCAUCUGGUGGAGGCUGUGGAAUAUCAUACACAAGAAUGGAAUGCAAUACUGUGGGGACAGAAACAAGAUCCUGCAAAGGUUGCGUGGUACAAGGACGACCUGUAGUGCUCUGCCCAGAACACACCUGCACCUGAUCAACCGACACACACUCACUAUCCGUACAUUUGUCUUUCCCUAGCAAACAUAUAUUGACACUCAGGUUGUUCUUCCCACAGUCUACUUUUUGCACUCACCUUCACCUAAAAUUCUCCACCCAUGUCUCGAAUGCAUGGUUGCCUUAAAAUCAAGCCUUUGGUGUGGAGACAUUCCCCCACUGGGUUUUAUUAUGGAAAAGAAUGUUUUUUUAUAUAUAUAUAUAUAUAGCAUAUAUGAUCCUAAGAAUCUGGCAAUCUUAUUGUAAAAAGCUAGUUUUACUUUAAAUUAAUAAUGUAUAUCUAUUUUUCUCCCAAUUCAUGUACAAGUGACCUGUCAAGCACUUUUGUACUUACCGAAUGUGUCUGUCUGGAACAUCUGUUUUGGUUUUAGAAUAAUGUAAAAUGUGUACCGGUAACUUCAUCUUUUUUUUGUUUGUCUCACUGUCUCCACACCAAUUGUCUGAAUAUUUUCUGAUGGCGUUUACAUGGGUGUGGCUGGCACGAUGUGACAGCUUCCUGUUCUAAUAUCUGUUCUUAGUGCUAUUUUUAAACGUUUUCACCCUAGUUUGAAUGUCAGACAUAAUAUGGGUGGUUGUUCCUUGUUUUGUUUUUAAGGUGGGCACUAAAAGAGAUUUAGAGAUUUAAUUUGAAGAAUUGCAUAAUAAAAGCAGAUAAUGCAACUUCUGCCUACAGUUUCAUGUGGUCCGUAUUC
Messenger RNA from Astyanax mexicanus (Mexican tetra), 1765 nucleotides. RefSeq lists its product as uncharacterized. Lineage: Eukaryota; Metazoa; Chordata; Actinopteri; Characiformes; Acestrorhamphidae. The transcript is spliced from 4 exons. The coding region runs from base 143 to 1024 and encodes 293 amino acids. The record is from RefSeq and is a predicted model, not a curated record. Gene Ontology annotation, molecular function: RNA binding. Gene Ontology annotation, cellular component: cytoplasmic stress granule; nucleoplasm.